Messenger RNA from Argentina anserina (silverweed cinquefoil), 3666 nucleotides. Its product is annotated as trihelix transcription factor GTL1. The coding region runs from base 603 to 2903 and encodes 766 amino acids. NCBI's taxonomy places the organism in Eukaryota, Viridiplantae, Streptophyta, Magnoliopsida, Rosales, Rosaceae. The transcript has 3 exons. The record is from RefSeq and is a predicted model, not a curated record.
UCCAUUCAUUCAUUCAUUUCUUUCUCUUUCUUCAUUUAUCUCUCGCCCCCCACAGCCCAUCCACUCUUUUCUGUCUUUUCCUUCUUCCUCUUCCCUCCUCAUCCUUCUUCCCCGUCUGUCAUUUCUAGCAGAGCAGCGGCAGCAGCUACCAGUUUUGAUAUUGGGGUUGAUGAUGUUGCUCCUCCUCUCUUCCUUCUCAUCCCCAUCAACCCCUUUUCUCAUUCUUUAAUUCUUUUUCCUUGGUGGGUUUUUUUUGUUUUGAAAAAAAAAAAACAUAGUAGGAAGGAAAGGAGGAAUAAAAAUCAAAUCUGAGAGAGAGAGAGAGAGAGUUGUACUGGGCAGAAAAAGAAAGAGAGAAGGUGAACUAGUCCAGCACUAACUCAUAGGAGAGAAAGGAAAUCACUUUCUGCCCUCUUCUCUCUCUAAUCUUUCCAGUUGUCUAAUCCCACCCUCCCUUUUCCCAAUCCUUAACUUCCCCCAUCUCUUCUACCUCUUUCACCAACCUCCUCUUUGCCCCCACCUCAAUUCCCCACUCUCUUCCUCUCCGAGAUCCGCCGCUUAAUGUACCACCUGAUACGACACGACGCCGUUCUGACAGCAAGAUGCAGCAGCAGCAAGGAGGAGGGACGCCGCAACCCCAUUACAGAGUGGUAGUUCCUUCUUCUCUUCCCGAAGCCGCUACUACUACUACUACUACUCCUGCUGCUGCCGCUGCUGCUCCGUCCAUGGCGGUGGAGGCCGCGGCAGACCAAGCGCAUGUCGUCGAGGAAGCCUCGCCCAUCAGCAGCAGGCCGCCGGCUGGUGGAGCAAUCUCCGCCGUCAACUUGGAUGAGCUCAUGACUCUCUCCGGUGCCGCUGCCGACGUGGCGGCAGAUCAAGGCGGUGGAGGCGGAGGCUCCGGCGGUGGAAACAGAUGGCCGCGUCAGGAGACACUUGCCCUUCUCAAGAUUCGUUCCGAGAUGGACGUGGCCUUCCGCGACGCCACUCUCAAAGGUCCCUUGUGGGAAGAUGUUUCCAGGAAGCUAGCCGAGUUGGGUUACAAGAGGAAUGCCAAGAAGUGCAAGGAGAAAUUCGAGAACGUUCACAAGUACUACAAGCGCACCAAAGAAGGCCGCGCCGGGCGCCAAGACGGCAAGAGUUACAAGUUUUUUAGUGAGCUGGAGGCCCUCCACGGCACCGCCUCUAGCCCCACCGUGUCCGUGUCCGCUUCUCCGCCUGUCCACGUCACCGCCCCGGUUUCUAUAGGGUUCGGAGGAUCCAUCAGCAAUCCCGUGCCUCUUUCUUUCCGGAUGACGACGACUGGGAAUACUUCUCCUGUUCCGGUUAUGCCCUCCCAAGGUCAGGCUUCAAUUCCAGUAAUGCCCUCCUCCCAGCCCCCGCCGGCCAGCACCGCCGCUCCCAUGGACAUCCAUUUCUCCUCCAACAGCUCGUCCUCCUCCCGCGGCGAGGACGACGACUACGAGGACGACGAGGGGGAGCCGAACACGAGCAGGAAGAGGAAGCGGGGGACGAGGGAGAGCGGCGGGAGCACGAGGAGGAUGAUGGAGUUUUUCGAGAUUCUGAUGAAGCAGGUGAUGCAGAAGCAGGAGACGAUGCAGCAGAGGUUUCUCGAAGUGAUCGAGAAGAGAGAGCAGGAUCGGAACGUAAGGGAAGAAGCUUGGAAGAGGCACGAGAUGGCCAGGCUUUCUAGAGAGCACGAGCUCAUGGCUCAAGAGCGAGCAAUUUCGGCUUCCAGAGACGCCGCCAUUAUUGCCUUUCUGCAGAAAAUUACGGGCCAGACUAUCCAGUUGCCUCCGCCGCUUAACGUCCACAAUGGCCCCCCGCCGUCUGUGUCGGUCCAUGCCACGCCAGUAUCAGCACCGCCACCUCCGCAGCAGCAACCUCAUCAGCAUCAACAACAGCAGCAGACUCCAACUGCCCACAUUUCACGGCAUCAAAUUCAAACUUCGAUCCCUCCGAGUCCUCAGAUGGAUAUAGUUUGUGUGCCCGAUCAACAGGUGGCGGCGCCGCAGGAUAAUGUAGUCAGUAGCGGAGGAGGUUUCGAGGCGACUACCUCAUCUUCAAGGUGGCCAAAGGCUGAAGUUCUCGCACUGAUAAAGCUGAGGAGCGGAUUGGAGACCAGGUAUCAAGAGGCUGGGCCGAAAGGUCCACUCUGGGAGGAGAUUUCCGCAGGGAUGCAGCGAAUGGGGUACAAGAGGAAUCCCAAGAGGUGCAAAGAGAAAUGGGAGAACAUCAACAAGUACUUCAAGAAAGUGAAGGAGAGCAACAAGGCCAGGCCUGAAGAUGCCAAAACAUGUCCUUAUUUUCACGAACUUGAUGCACUCUAUCGGAAAAGGAUACUCGGCGGUGGCCCUAGCGGGGGAAGCAGCAGCUCAUUGGGUAAUCAAAUUAUUCAACAACAAGCACCGCAGCAGCUGAAAUUGGAUUCUACUACUCAAGGAACAGUAGCAAAUGCGCCACAAUUAACACAAGGAACUGUAGCAGCAGCAGCUGCGGAUCAAUCAGUAAACAAGAGUGGAGAUAAUAGCCCAAAUCUGCAAAAAAAUCUCUUUGGAGAUGCACCUGAAGAGGCAGCCAAGAAGCCAGAAGACAUUGUGAAGGAGUUGAUGGGGCAACAGCAACAACAUCAUCAUCAUCAUCAACAACUUCAAGUACUCAACCAACAAGGGGUACAGCAGCAAUUAGUAGUAGAAGACUACGAUAGAGUUGAGGAAGCUGAUAGCGACAUUAAUCUCGAUCAAGAUGAGGAGGAGGGCGACGAAGAUGACGAAGAGGAUGAAGAAAUGGAUGACGAGAGCAGGAAGAUGGAUUAUAAGAUAGAGUAUCAGAAGCAACAGAACACAGGCCCUUCAUCUAAUGGGGGAGGCAAUGGGGCGCCCUCCUUCUUGGCAAUGGUUCAGUGAUCAAUCUCAUAUGAUGAUCUCGAACUUACCUUCUUGGCCCAAAAUCUGUACAAUAUGUACGUAUCUACAUGUUCAGAAGCUCAAGUAAGAUACCUAACAUCUAUCUGAGCUUGAAAAUCAUUGAUAACCUUUAAUUCCUCCACUUCCUUUCGUUCAUUUUGUUGUUAAUUUUCUUCUUUCGGUCUCCAUCAUCAUCAGUCUUCUUCUGUUUUUUGUUGUUUACCUUCCUUCUUCUACAUCCUUUUCUUUUCUACUUUCAAUUGGGUAGAGGGAGUUUAAUGUAUAGCUUCUCUGAGAUGAAUUAAUAUCUUGGAUGGCGAGUACUCAUCAGCAUUUGUAUCAGUUUUUCCAAUUUAUUGAUUUAUUGGUGAAUAAAGAACCGUUUUCAAGGGGAAAAAACGGAGAGGGGGAUUGGAUUAAAGACACUGGCAAAAUAAGCUGCAGCAGCAGCACCUUCAUAGUUGUCCUACUUAGUUGAGAGAGAGAGAGAUGAGAUUUACAGAAGAAAACAAAUAAUGCCCUGCGCGCUGAAAAAGAAAAGAGAUCGGAGAGAAGUUGGCAGUCUCAUCAGAAGCAGCAGAAGCAGAUGAUUCAGUUUAAUCUUUUUUCCUUUUCAUUUUACUUUUUAUUUAUUUAUUUUGUAUGCUCUGAUUAAGUUUUUUGAGAUCUUCUUUGUAACUUGCUUGGUUUGCAUGAAUGAACAAACUGAGCUCCACAGAAUUCAUCUUCACAAUUUACUUUGUUCAUCAACCAUUCCCGCUUU